UUAUAUGCAAGGAAGCUUCCUUCUUUCUUCCCAAUCUUCCCUCUUCUCUCUUUCUUUCAAGUUCUUCCAUUUUUCCCAGACUCUUCUCACUCUCUGUGCCAUUUCACGUUUCACCAACAACAACUACAAACAGGCAUUUCUGUGUCCGCGAUGGCGAAGGGAGGCACCAUAUGGAAGCUCAAGUUCAUGAUCAAGAAGUGGCGCGGCCUGAGCAAAAUUGGUCGGUCAAAGUCAAGCUCAAGCGUUGACUCAAAGCUACCGCCGUCGGACGACGGCUGGUGCUUGGACGCCGAUACUGGUGAGGUCCCAGUUGGCUACCAGGCCGUCUACGUCGGGAAAUCGCGCCGGCGCUACGUCAUCAGGUCGGACCAUGUGAACCACCCCCUUGUCCGCGAGCUCGUCGACAAGUCAGAGGGCUCGGACACAGUGGUCGUAGGCUGCGAAGUGGUCCUCUUCGAGCACCUGCUCUGGAUGCUAGAGAACGCUGACCCCCAGCAAGAGUCCAUAGACGAGCUUGUCGGAUUCUACGCAUGCUGAGUGGAACUUACUUUCCCUGGAAAAUGAUUCUUGAGAGGAGAAAAUCCGAUAGAAGUUUGGGAAGUUGAUAAUUUUUAUAUAAACACGUAUAUAUAUAUAUAUAGCUGCGUGAAUUCUAGUGGCGUUUAUUUAGUAACCUUGACUUGUAAGUAUGGACUGUGAUAAAAUAGUACAGGCGAUACCACGUGAAGGGGGAGGUUGAUGAUUAACCCUUUCGCUUAGGUUGACGGAAUUAGUUCACUUAGGCCACCAUGUGUCCUCUCAUCUUAUUUUGUUGCUUUCGGAUGUGUACCACAUUCAUUAUAUAAUUUAGUUUCAUUUUGCAA
Nymphaea colorata (pocket water lily) is the source of this 863-nucleotide messenger RNA. RefSeq names its product auxin-responsive protein SAUR78-like. The record is from RefSeq and is a predicted model, not a curated record. Gene Ontology annotation, biological process: response to auxin. The transcript has 2 exons. Bases 151 to 537 code for a protein of 128 amino acids. NCBI's taxonomy places the organism in Eukaryota, Viridiplantae, Streptophyta, Magnoliopsida, Nymphaeales, Nymphaeaceae.